This is a messenger RNA of Poecile atricapillus (Black-capped chickadee), 1369 nucleotides long. It is a transcript of the gene CLDN25, whose product is annotated as claudin 25. Gene Ontology annotation, cellular component: bicellular tight junction; plasma membrane. Bases 336 to 1010 code for a protein of 224 amino acids. NCBI's taxonomy places the organism in Eukaryota, Metazoa, Chordata, Aves, Passeriformes, Paridae. Gene Ontology annotation, molecular function: structural molecule activity. The record is from RefSeq and is a predicted model, not a curated record. The transcript has a single exon. Gene Ontology annotation, biological process: cell adhesion; bicellular tight junction assembly.
CGCUGCGGGGUGACCGAGGCUCGGAGGGUUCGCGUGCUUUGGUUUAACCCUCCCGGGCACGGUGAGGCACCGGCGGGACACAGCCCGGAGUUACCGCCGGGAUGCGCCCGGCUUUUCCUGCUGAGCCGGGCUCUCCUUUUAGCGUGGAAAAACCAACAACAGCUGAAAAACGACCGUGGCCACACCCCGGCGUUGGAGGAGCAGGCUUGAAUUCGCCGCCCCGGGCGGCAGACGCGGCCGGCGGCCGGGCGGACGCUGCUCCACAAGCGCUGAUGCCCGCGGCCGCCGCUCGGGGCGGCUGAUCCGGGCCCGGAGCUCAGCGGGGCGGCGGCGGCAUGGCCGGGGGCUGGUGGGCUAAGGCGCAGGGCGGGGGGAUGCUGCUGACUCUCCUCGGAUGGAUCAGCUCCUGCGUCACCACCUUCGUGCCACUCUGGAAGAACCUCAAUCUGGACCUGAACGAGCUGGAGGUCUGGAACAUGGGGCUCUGGCAGGUCUGCAUCACUCAGGAGGAGGGGGUGGUUGAAUGCCAAGCCCACGGCUCCUUCCUGGCGCUGCCCCCCGAGCUGCGCAUCUCUCGCCUCCUGAUGUGCCUCUCCAACGGGCUGGGGCUGCUGGGCUGUCUCCUCGCUGCCCUGGGGCUGGAGGGCUGGAGAACCUGUGAGGACAAACCUGGGCGAAAGCGGCGGCUCCUGCUUGGCGGGGGAGUGACGCUUGGCAUAGCAGGGAUCACCACCCUGGUGCCAGUCUCCUGGGUCGCCUACAACACCGUCCUCGACUUCUGGGACGAGACUGUCCCCGACAUCGUCCCCAGGUGGGAAUUUGGGGAGGCCACCUUCCUGGGGUGGUUUGCCGGAGCCUUCCUCGCCGCUGGCGGGCUGCUCCUCGCCUGCAGCGCCCGCUCCACGAGGACCAGAGCGCCGCUGGCCUCCGCCUGCAGCCGGGUCCCCGCCGAGCCAGGUCUGGCUGGGAGCCAGCACCUGCACCCCAAAAAUGCAGACUUGGUCAUCUAGAGCCUCAGGGUGCUGUGCCCUUUGCACCUGGUGGCUCUUCCCCUGGCAGGGAGGGCUCCUGCUUGUUUCACAGGAUGAUUUGCUAAUUGCUACGCAGCUCUGCAGGUUUCUCUCCUUCCUCUGCGUGUCUGCUUCACUUUUCUCUGUUAAGGAGCAGCAGAUUUCCCCGCAGCACUCACCAAACAAGCGUGGGAAGGCAACAAGCAGCGGGCAGCACCUUGUCCUGAUGGUGACACUGUGUUGGCAUCCCUGGCGAGUGCCCUGUAGCCAAGUCUCUCGUGCCUAAUGCUGCGCCCCAGUGCAGCAGCUCUUUCCUUGCACGUCUGUGUCGCUCUGAUGUAUUUGCAAUAAAUUAUCAU